AUGGAUAAAAAGCUUGAAAACAACUAUUUUGCCAUGCCAGAGCACAUGGGGACUCACAUAGACGCACCAGCCCACUUUUCAAAGGACGGCUGGAGGACCCAUCAAAUUCCUAUAGAAAAAUUGCAUGGACCAGGAGUCAUUAUAAAUGUCAAAUCCAAAGUUGUGAACGAUCCGGAUUACAGAGUUUCUGUAGAUAACGUAUUGACAUGGGAGGAAAAACACGGAGAGAUUCCGCGACACGCUGUGGUUUUGAUGAACUCUGGUUGGUCUCUGCACAAAUAUCCAAACAAAACCCUUAUCUUCGCAACCCCUCAUCAUGAGGAUGCUUCUGAAUUUCAUUUCCCUAGCUGGCAUGAGGAAACCGUCACGUGGUUGAUAGCUAAACGACAGGUCAUAGCCGUUGGAGCGGACAGUCCCUCAACGGAUUAUGGACAAACCAAGACAUUUCCCUGUCACGUUAUCCUGGGGAAAAAUAACCUCGUAGGAAUAGAGAACGCAACGAACCUCGACAGCAUUCCGGAAAAUGGCAGCAUCGUCUAUAUACCCGUUAUUAAGAAUUUUGGCGGAAGCGGUGGACCAACUCGACUUUUAAGUACAUACGACGACGAACCGAACAAAAGAAAUGCCGCCAUGCGUGUUAUUAGUACUGCAAUCUACAUCUACCUCUUGCAAAUGAUUACAAUUUUCGCUUAUCAAUUUUGA
Molecule: messenger RNA, 702 nt
Organism: Ostrea edulis (European flat oyster)
Lineage: Eukaryota; Metazoa; Mollusca; Bivalvia; Ostreida; Ostreidae
Product: isatin hydrolase-like
Molecular function (GO): arylformamidase activity
Source: RefSeq, a predicted model, not a curated record